ACAUAUAGUCUAGCUCUAAAGCUCGCCGUUUCGGAUCCGCUUUGUCUUUUUCCUAGCCGCAUCUAACAGCUAGCUUACAUUAGUUCCAUCUUCUUAUGCUUUAUCAUGGGUUUUGAAAUAUCAAAGCUCAAAUUUUGAGAUUUAAAAAAAAAAAAAUUGUUUCUCACAAUGUCUGCAACCACCAAUCUCAUCUGUUGUAGCUUCUUUCACGUACCUCAAAACUCUUCAAAGUUCAAAACUUUAAUCCGGGCUAGAAAUCUUAGCCAACAAAGUCCAUUACUGUACAAAAGGACCUCGAAUUUCUCAGUAUUCCUUAACCCCACAAUCAUAAGCCUUUAAUUUCCUCAUUUCAGCAAAUGGGUGUUCUUCAAAUAUGUAAAAGUACCUUGCAAACCCAGAAUUCAGAAGAAGAAACUGGUCAGGAUAAAGGGCUUUCGGAUAAUAAUAACAAAAAAGAAGGAAGGGAUUGGACGACCUCGAUUUUGCUUUUUGUGUUGUGGAGUGCUCUCAUGUACUAUGUUUUCAAUCUCACACCUGACCAAACCCCGUCGAGGGACGUGUACUUUUUGAAAAAGCUCCUGAAUUUGAAGGGAGAUGAUGGUUUUAGGAUGAAUGAAGUACUUGUCUCCCUGUGGUACAUCAUGGGAUUGUGGCCGUUAGUGUACAGCAUGUUGCUGAUUCCAACAGGCAGAAGCUCAAAGAACAACAUUCCCACCUGGCCGUUUCUAGUACUUUCAUGCUUUGGUGGUGCAUAUGCUCUUUUACCAUAUUUUGUUCUAUGGAGUCCACCACCACCACCUGUUGAAGAAAAUGAACUCGGAAAGUGGCCUUUGAAUUUUCUGGAAUCAAAAUUAACUGCUGGGGUGUCACUUGCCGCGGGAAUAGGUUUAAUCAUUUAUGCAGGUUUAGAAAAUGCUGAUAUUUGGAGAGAGUUUUUCCAGUACUUCAGGGAAAGCAAAUUUAUUCACAUCAUGACCCUGGAUUUUACUCUACUAUCUGCAUUUGCCGCUUUCUGGGUUUAUAAUGAUAUGACUGCCCGUAAAUGGUAUGACAAAGGUUUUUGGCUUCUUCCCUUAUCAUUGGUGCCAUUCAUAGGUCCUGCUCUUUAUCUUGUCUUACGGCCAUCACUGUCAGAUUUGCCUGUUACAGUUACCACAACUACAUCCGAUCAAAAUUAGAACUUAAGCUCCUCGUCUUCUGAUGAUGAACUUAUACCGACCUCAGAAAGGGGUCCCCAAGACGAUAGAAUUAGAUAAUGAAUGAAGUCAUCCCAGUGAAAAAUGGAGCCGGUGCCACAUGAUGAAGAGUUUAUUCCUCUUACAGGUGCAUCAAGAAAUUAUCACAUAAAGUUUCCUACCUGUAUACAUAUAUAUGUUCGAUAACAAAAAAAUACGCAUAUGUAUGUAUACAUGUUUUCGUUACAGUGAGAUUCUGCUGAUAUAUGGCGUACUUUUUUAUUGGCUAUUGACGAGAGAUGUUACUUGUUUAUAUUCUUGGCUUCCACCAUGUAGUAUAUAAGAACUUGUUUCAUUUGCUA
Molecule: messenger RNA, 1537 nt
Organism: Hibiscus syriacus
Lineage: Eukaryota; Viridiplantae; Streptophyta; Magnoliopsida; Malvales; Malvaceae
Exons: 6
Coding region: 357-1178 (273 amino acids)
Source: RefSeq, a predicted model, not a curated record